Messenger RNA from Alternaria novae-zelandiae, 1461 nucleotides. RefSeq lists its product as uncharacterized. The transcript has 5 exons. The record is from RefSeq and is a predicted model, not a curated record. Lineage: Eukaryota; Fungi; Ascomycota; Dothideomycetes; Pleosporales; Pleosporaceae. Bases 1 to 1461 code for a protein of 486 amino acids.
AUGGAUACGUCAAAGCAGGAGGCUGAGAUACAGGGCCUGCUGGCGGAUGGCCGAGCCCUGCAGAAAACUUUAGCGAAUGCAACGACGGAUCACGGCGCGUACGUAGAGAGGUGCAUCGAAGCGAGCGAGCGCAUUCUUGCCGCCGCAAAGAAGGUGGCUACAGAGUCUGUAUCAACUCAGACUGCGGUAGAGGACGUACAAGAAGCGAGUACAGCCAGCAUUGCUAGAGCCUCAGGCGGCCAUGCCAUUGUGCUCGUUCUCAUCGAUGCUACGAGCCACCAGUUUCUUGAUGAACUAUACCGCAAUAAGACGUCAGGAGGAGCUGAGACAGCGAAGCGUCUUCGGGCUGUCGUAGGCGAGAGGGUUGCAGCCAUACUUCCCGCAGUCGUACGAAGCGGGUACCAUAUUUUCAUCAAGAUUUUCGCCUGCCUAAAAACUCUCUCGACCCGCGCUGCCGCAGCCAAUCUCGCGUCUCCGGAGCCUAGAUCCCUUGGGUUCCACUUCGGCGAAUUCACCAAGGUCUCUUCCUUCUUCGACUUUGUGGACACAGGCGAUGAGGGCCAUGUGCCGACGAAGAUCAGUGAGAAUUUUAAAUUCUAUAUGGCCGACCCGAACUGCAAGCAUGUUUUCCUUGCCGCUGCGGGUUCGCCUUUGUACCGCCGAGCACUAUAUCCCUAUCGCGGCCAGGCUAAGAAGGUGACACUUGUGCGUGGCACGAGCAAUACUGGCGGGUUAAGUGAGCUGGGGUUUCCUGUUGAGACAUUCGGCAACGUGUUCUCUCUACCUUCCAUUGGUAGCGUCAAUGAUGGAGAUGCAACGCAGGUUGACACUACCAUAGAGUCUGCCAUGGCUGGUACUGCUGCAAAAGCACGUUCCACGAGCAACACAAGUACUUCCACCAGUCUCAUCGAUAUUAGUGGAGAUGUCGAGACUGUGGGGGCUACGUUAUACGAAGGCAAGUUGCCAUCCUGCUACAUUGACGGCCGCCUACCCGUGAAUGCGGCAGAGCAGCGCAUCGACAUUUAUGUGCCCAAGCCACCCGCAGCGGAGAUCGAUAUCUACAAGGCGCACUACAAACGGGAUAAGCUGUGCAACCAACACCAUCUAGGCAACUCUUGCACCAUCGCAAAAUGUCGAUACUACCACGGCGUGUUGGAACCCGAAGCACACAGGGCGCUGCAGUACCAAGUGAUUCGCCACCCAUGCAAAAAGGGUGGCCUUUGCAGAUCUUCAAAUUGCUUCCACGGACACGUCUGCCAGAGCGAAAAAUGCGCUGUAGCAGGCAAUAAGGUUAGGGGAUGUAUAAUGCCCGCUUCGAUGCACGGGAUGGAUCUCAAGGUCGCUGGCUGGGUGGCCCCAUCGAAUGACAAAGUGAAGAACAAAGCUAUGCUGGCUGCACCGACCAAGAUGGAAGAUCUCCGGCCAUUCGACGAUAUCGGGGACCUUAUCGACUUUGACUAA